GCCCCGCUCGGCUCCCGCUGCUCUCAAUCGGCUUUAGGGCGGCAGCGGCGGCGGCGCCGGCCCGGGGGGGACGCGCGGAGCCGGCCCGAGCCCCCCGCCCGCCGCGAUGCCCCCCUGCCCCCCGGGCACGGGGCUGGGGCACAGCUGAGCCCCCCAUGGGCUGCCCCCCCCGCGGGCACCAUGCGGACCGCGAGCCCCCUGCCCCUCUCGCUGCUGCUCUGGCACCUCCUGGACCUGGCGCUGGCCUACCUGACCGUGAGCAUCGAGCCGCUGCCGCCCGUGGUGGUGGGAGACGCCGUGACCCUGAAAUGCAACUUCAAGACGGACGGGAAGAUGCGGGAGAUCGUCUGGUACCGGGUAACUGAUGGUGGCACCAUCAAGCAGAAGAUCUUCACCUUCGAUGCCAUGUUCUCCACCAACUUCUCCCAGAUGGAGAAUUAUCGGAAGAGGGAGGACCUGGUUUACCAGUCCACCGUGCGCCUGCCCGAGGUUCGCAUCUCGGACAACGGGCCCUACGAGUGUCACGUGGGGAUCUAUGACCGAGCCACGCGGGAGAAGGUGGUCCUGGCCUCCGGGAACGUGUUCCUCAACGUCAUGGCCCCCCCGACGUCCAUCUCAGUGCUCGCCGCCGACACGCCUGCGCCGUUCAGCCGCUACCAGGCCCAGAACUUCACCCUGGUGUGUGUGGUGUCCGGAGGGAAACCUGCCCCCCUGGUGUACUUCAAGCGGGAUGGGGAGCCCAUCGAGGCCACCCCUCUGCCGGAGCCGCCGGCCGGCACCGGGAGCUGGGCCCCCCGCAACCUCCUGCACCGUGACCUGGACGACACCAAGGUGCCCAAAUCGCUGGCGGCCGAGGGCGAGCCGGGGGUCGGGCGAGCCUUGGGCACGGUGGAGCCGCCGCAGGGUCUGGCGGCCGAGCGGGAGGCAGUGACGGAGCCCAUCCCCGAGACCGUGGUGAGCCGCGAGUUCCCGCGCUGGGUGCACGUGGCCGAGCCCAUCUACUACUUCCGGCACACGCACGCGCCCGUCAGCGACGGCACCGUGGAGGCCAGAGCCACCCUCACCUGGACCCUGAACCCCCAGAUCGACAACGAGGCCCUGUUCAGCUGCGAGGUGAAGCACCCAGCGCUCUCCAUGCCCAUGCAGUCCGAGGUGACCCUCGUUGCUCCCAAGGGCCCGAAGAUCACGAUGACUCCGACAAGAGCCCGCGUCGGAGACACCGUGCGGAUCCUGGUGCAGGGAUUCCAGAACGAAGUCUUCCCAGAGCCCCUCUUCACCUGGACACGAGUGGGGAGCCGGCUCCUCGAUGGCAGCGCCGAGCACGACGGGAAGGAGCUGGUGCUGGAGCGGGUGCCGGCCGAGCUCAACGGCUCCAUGUACCGCUGCACCGCCCAGAACCCGCUGGGCUCCACCGACACCCACACCCGCCUCAUCGUCUUCGAAAAUCCAAAUAUUCCCAGAGGACCAGAAGACUCCAACGGUUCACUUACUGGCCACUGCGGCUUCAGGUUAGUUUUGGCGCUCACCCUGACAGUGAUCCUGGAGCUCACGUGAAGCUUCACCUGCCUCUUCCUCCUCCUCUUCCUCCUCCAUACGACUCCACCCGGCAUCUCCACCUCCGUCCAUCGGUUCUCUCGCUCUUUUUUUUUUCUAAUCUAUUUACAGUCUCGAUCUCUUCCCGUUCUGUGUCUUGGCUUCCUCAGACAAUUUAAUUAAAGGGAAAAAGAAAAACCUCCCCUAGUA
Molecule: messenger RNA, 1743 nt
Organism: Pipra filicauda (Wire-tailed manakin)
Lineage: Eukaryota; Metazoa; Chordata; Aves; Passeriformes; Pipridae
Gene: IGSF21
Product: immunoglobin superfamily member 21
Exons: 10
Coding region: 181-1554 (457 amino acids)
Biological process (GO): heterophilic cell-cell adhesion; homophilic cell-cell adhesion
Cellular component (GO): adherens junction
Source: RefSeq, a predicted model, not a curated record